AAAAAACAAUGUAGAUUGUCAUAUUAAUAGACAAUAAGGGGAGAAAUAUAAUUACAAAAACUAAUAAGGAAAAUGGUAAAAUACACAGAAUUAUGUUAACUCAUCAUUACAUGAGAUUAUGUUCACCUGUAGUCAACUUCUGAAAGCUGCCCACGCGUUUGAGAAGAAUUAAGAAUUUCAAACAUAUUUAAGAUAUCACCAAGUUCUUAUUUACUUUGAACAUGUUCAAACCACCACAGAACUACCAGCAAUUAAUUUCAAGAAUUCACUCAUGUUCUCCAUUAGCCACAUGCAAAUCCCCAAAUUAAAGUAAGGUGUAAAGAAAUGGACAGGGUCAGUUCCUAUUGUUAAUCCAACGGGUAUCUAAAUGAAUUAAGUGCGAAUUAUUUGAGCUUUUUCAAGCUAGACCAAGUUCAUUUGUAAGUUUGUACCUGAAGCUAAGAUUUCUAAUUCAAAGCUCGAUGUCAAAAGCUCACGAAUAGCCCUUCUACAUGUGCAUGAGUGUGUACAUUUUUUUUAUCAGCACGCAUGAGUGUGUACAUAGAAUUAAUAUAUUGACCAGGUAAUUUUAGUUUCACUCACGAGGAAAGGGGCAUUAUGUAUCCAGAAAUUAUGAUACUUAAUAUGCAAAUAAAACUAUAUAAGAUCAUUAAAGUUACCCCAAAAUUAAUUAAGAAAAGAAAAGAAAAAAUUCUGUUUCAAUUUCUUUUCCUUUUCAAUCACAAAUAUGAACACUAAAUUUGAAAUCAACCAAACUCAAGUAGCUUGUUUUUUCUAUAGCGAAACUUGAGCUUCAAAUGCUUAGCUUAACUCAAUUUGUUUCAGCCCUAGCUAAUACCAUACAAAUAAAAGCAUAUUCAAAUAAUAUAUACUUGAAUGCUUUUACUAAAAAUCCUUAUUACGUAACUUUGUAUAUUCAUGGACACAUGCAUGGGUUAUCUUAAAAACCAGUAUAUAUAGACGUCUUUGGUGCAGGGUUCAGAUGUACUUUUUAAUCAUUUUCUGAUAAUGCAAAACCUUAUUCUUUCACCUCCUUUCUUUCUUUUCAUCUUUCAUGGUAUCUAGAGCCGGGUUUUUUUUUUGUCACAAUGACUUCUUCCUCCUCCUCCACUAUUAGCACUCCUCUUCUUACAAUUGAUCGUUCUUCAUUUAUUCCCUACACCUUCAAUACCCCUAUCAAUCGCAAAUUGAAUGAGGACAACUACUUGAUUUGGCAACAACAAGUCCUUGCCACCGGGCCUCAAUCUUAUGCACUUCCUGGAUGGUUCUUGUGCGCCUCCACGCUUCUCCACAUGCUUCUCCAACGAUAUGGAUGUUGCAAACAAUAUAAUUUCUCAAGAUUUUCGCAAUCAUGAACAGCAGGAUCACCUGCUAGUUGCCUGGCUGCUGGCUUUAAUGAUCACGCCUAUCCUCACCAAGAUGGUGGACCUUCAUACGUCUUCUCAGAUAAGGGAUCGGCUGAACACCUACUAUGCCACUCAAACACCUGCCAAAGUAAAAAAACUCAAAAUCCAACUCCAACAAACCAAAAAAGACAGAUCUGGUUAGUUGGGUCUCCUAUUACUCCCGAUGACCAUAUUGAAGCUAUCCUAGAUGGUUUAUCCGACUGACAGUUUUGUCAUAUCAGUGACCUCAAAAAUCGUUCCUCACAGUAUUCAAGAUAUUGAAGCCCUUCUAUUAGCCCAAGAAGAAAGAUUUGACAGACACCGCCUCCAAGAACAACAGAUAGUGCAAGCAAAUGUUGCUUCCACCUCGAAUAAUACUUCAAGAAAUUUUAACAGAUCUUCAUCUAGUAAAAAUAGAGGAGGCAGGUUCAGAUUUAACAACAGAAACUCAAGGUCUUCCUUCAUAAACAAUACCAGAAACUCAACAACAAAUAAUUCUAACCACAUGAAUCGGCUCCAAUGUCAAAUUUUUGGAAAAAAUGGUCAUAGUGCUCUGGACUGUUGGCACAGAAAAACACGUCUUCAACUACAACGACAUUGUAAAACUUGGAAAUGACUCAGGCAACUCAGGAGAUAAUUUACAUGGAAAUCUUAAAGAUGCCCUAUAUGUUUUCCCUUGUUAUAACUCAAACAAAUACUAUGUGCACUCUGCUACGUAUAAACCUGUGAAAUCUACGUUUACUCUUUGGCACUCAAGACUUGGCUAUGCAUCAUCCAAUGUUGUUCAAAGUGUGCUUACUGCAAUAUAUCUUGUAAUAAACCGAAUACUAUUUGUGAAUCGUGUGUUCUUGCUAAGUCACAUGAGCUUCCAUUUUCUAGAUCAAACACUGUUUACACUGCUCCUUUACAAUCAGUGUUUAUUGAUAUAUGAGGAUCUGCUCCUAACUCGUUAUUAUAUUCCAUUUCUUGAUGCUUUCUCACGUUAUACUUGGCUAUACUUGAUACACUCCAAAUCUCAAGUGCAUCUGUUUUCAAACUGUUCAAAGUUUUUCCAGAAACUCAAACUGGCUGCAAACUAAAAUGCAUUCAAACAGAUAAACUAAAGAAUUUCUAUGCUUUUCUACUGUUUUACGUGAGUAUGGAAUAUGUGAUCGCCUAACUUGUCCAUAUACACAUGAACAAAAUGGUUCUAUAAAAAGAAAACAUAGACAUGUGGUUGAUGUUGGUUUUAUCAUUAUUGGCUGGAUCGUCUUUACCUAUGAGUUACUGGGGGAAGCUAUUAAUUUUGCUAUAUCUAUUAUUAACGUGCUGCCCCACCUGUGUUGAAUAAUGUGUCUCCAUAUCGUCUUCUGUUUAAAAAUUUACCAGACUAUCAUUUUCUAAAACCUUUUGGUUGUGCUUGUUACCCUGUGCCACACCCAUAUAAUUCAAACAAACUUGAUUUAAGAUCUUCUUUAUGUUUAUUUAUUGGUUACACUCCUAAUUUCAAAGGAUAUGUUUGUAAAUCUCUUUUCAUGUUUCAAACCUAAAUGUUUCUCAUGCAAACAAAAGCGAUAUGAUAAAAUUAUCAAAGACUAGAGUUUAAUUAA
Messenger RNA from Vigna radiata var. radiata (mung bean), 2974 nucleotides. RefSeq lists its product as uncharacterized. The transcript has 3 exons. The record is from RefSeq and is a predicted model, not a curated record. Lineage: Eukaryota; Viridiplantae; Streptophyta; Magnoliopsida; Fabales; Fabaceae. The coding region runs from base 1925 to 2464 and encodes 179 amino acids.